AAAAAUGAAGUGAAUUUCUCUCCCGACAAAGGAACAAGUGCAUUCUCAUAUUGGGCCGUUAGAGUGAAGCUGAAGUUUGGGCCAAAACCAUGGGCCGGGCCGCAAACGAGAGGGGAGGUCAGCGCUCAGCGGCGGCAACCUGCCCAGCACCACCCCACCACGGCUGCACGGCAGCAGCAGUCGCAGUCCAAGGCAGCACUGAACGGUGGCGGGGGAAAAUAGGGUGGAGGAGGAGGAGAAAGGCGGCUGCUUUCGGUGUCCCCGAACCACCCCUCGCCCCCACUGGCGGCGGCACUGGCAGCGGCAAGCGAGAAAAGCUGUGUCGAUCGACUCACAGUGAGAUAGAAAUGGCAGAGAGCUUGGAUGUAGCGCCUGAUGAUGCCAAUGGAAGUGCUGCAGUUCAGAUUGAACCUUCCCAUGAAGACGUCUUGUGCCAUGACCUUGACAGUAUGGCUUCUUUGUAUGAUGAAGUCAUUGCCGGGCUUAACAUUUCAAAGUUUAUGACUGACACAGUCAUGAUGGGGAUUUUAGCUGAUGUGCAGCAAGAAGCAGCUCGGCAGAUUGCUUCCAAGGAUGCAGAUAUAGCAUCACUGAACCAAAAGGUUCAGCAGCUCGAAAAUAGCAGCUUAAUUUUACAUGAGGGCCGGGAUAAAAGAUAUGAUGAAUUUUAUUAUCUUCGCGAGCAGCUUGAUACCAUUUCAAAGUCACUAUUGAGUUCUGAAUGGGGUUUCUUGGGAUCACAGCUUAACUCUGAAGGUUCAGAAGAUGCGAGCAAGCAGAGGAACAAGGAAAAAUUUAGAAAUGGUGUAGCAAAGAAAAUAUGUUCUGAAGAAGAGGUUUUUGCUGAUCCAAAACUGCUGAAGCACAUGGAUAAUGAUGCUUUGAUAGCCUAUUUUAAUAAAUCGAUGAAUGAGAUGAAAAGGCAGCAUGAUACAGUUGUGCAUGGGCAGACAGAAGAGAUAUUCAAACUAAAGCGCGACCUCCUGAAAAAAGAAGGACCUAAUCCUUGGCAUUUACGAAACAACAAAGAACUUGAGCACAUGAGGAAGAAAAUAGGGGAAGUCCUCUCAAAGUUGGAUGUGCUUCUCUUAGAGAAUAAAAGAACCUUUGUUCGCAGCAAGAUAGAUGCCUUCCCUGGUCAACAUGACAAGAACAAUGUAGUAGAUUCCGAUGUCAUGCAGCUACAAGGUGGUGCAACUAAUAACGAAGAACCUUGGUCUAUUCCAACUCAGGCUCCGCAUGUAGAGACAAAUCAUAAAAAGCAUAUUAUAAGGCUUGAAUCUGACAUUGAAGAUGCCAGCACUGCAGCCACCAUAAGAGAAGAGGUAGAAAAGAUUGUCAUGAAAGAGUUCUUUAGUGAAAUGAAAAUAAGAUUGCAUGGUUAUGAGAUGGAGCUUGAUAUGAAGCAUGAAGUUUGCUCAGUAAUUCAGAAUGAGGCUGUUGCUCAAGCAAUGUUUGAUUCUUUGUUGUUGGAGAAAAAGGGUUGUGCUGAAGAGGAAUCUAAACAGAAGCAAAAGAUUGAGAACUUGAAGCGAAUUGUGGAUUCUUUUACUGAAGUAGUCAGGAAAAAGGAGGAAUUUGUGUCACAGAUUGGAUUGAGGGCAAUGGAGGCUCGUGUGGGCUCUCUGUGCCAUGAAAUUGAUUUGCUAAGAGAAAAAGUGGGAAAGCAAGAUUCCUACAUAUCUGAAAAAAACAAGGAGUUUGAUAAUAUUAUGGGCAGGUUGGAGCAAGCUCAGCAGCAUGUUCAGAAUGAUGAUGCUAUUUUGAGUGAGUUGAAUGAUAGAUUCAGAACCGUUUCAGCCUCCCUAAAGGAGUUGGAGAAACAAAACCAAGUUCUGCAUACUAUCAUUGAAGAAAAAGAGAAGGGAUUGACAUCUGCUGUUUCCAAAGACAAGGAAUUGAAUGAAUUCAUGGAAAGUGUUGUUAAAUCUGUGAGAGGUUUUGAAAAAUUCAUGUCAGAUCAACUAACUGUUAUUGCAAAUAAAGUCCAGCACAAUGAAUCAAGGUUCUGUGUAUUAAAAGAACAAUGUAAACACCUUGUAAAAGAAGGCAAUCUUUUAAGGAAGAAGGCACUGCGAUACAAAGAGAUAUCUGAGACAAGAGGCUCUAAUCUUCAGAAAGCUGAGCUCGAGGUCGAUUUACUUGGUGAUGAGGUUGAGGCCUUAACAGAUCUUCUUGCAAAAGUUUACAUUGCACUCGACCACUAUUCUCCAGUCCUGCAACACUAUACUGGUGUUAUGGAGACCUUGACCAUGAUUAAGAAACAUAUUAGCAUGGCAAAUUGAAAUGCUUCUACCUGUUAACACCAGGUAGUCAAUGUUAACUAUAACCGUGGCAUUGUUGGCUUGACAUCGUACUUCCAGCAGUUUGAGAUAACCUUUGUAGAAGGUUGAUAGCUUUUCCAACUCAAGGACUAGGUGAUGCAGAGUGGCUUGCUCCGUUUUGUAGGCUAGUCUUGGUAGCCUUUUACCACUUUGUAAAUGAUCCAACCUUAGCUGUUAGUUGUGUUUGGCUUUUGGUUGUCACCCGUUAUGCUCGGUUGCUAAGGUGAACUCUUGUAACAGUGACCUACUUGAAUGAGCAAGAGUUGUAAUGGAUUGAUGUUCCUCUUCCUCUUCCUGGUAACCUGAUGUAUGGCGUUCCCUUUUUUCUUUUUGCUCAGUGGCUGAAGAGUGAAGAUGCAUGUCGUUCACGUGUUAGUUUGACGGUCUGAUAGUAACCUGAUGAGAAAUUUGAGUUGAAAGACAUUGUUUGGAUUU
Molecule: messenger RNA, 2759 nt
Organism: Setaria italica (foxtail millet)
Lineage: Eukaryota; Viridiplantae; Streptophyta; Magnoliopsida; Poales; Poaceae
Product: WPP domain-associated protein
Exons: 5
Coding region: 90-2285 (731 amino acids)
Source: RefSeq, a predicted model, not a curated record